UGGGGGCAAGGUCCCCUGUCAUUCAGCAAGACUGACUGGUUAGAAAGGAACAAAGACAUGCAGCUAAUCCUGCAUUUUAACCUCUAAUAAUACCCUUUUUAAUAAUGGCACCAUCACUAGCUUAGCAUCAGUCAAGGUGGAAAAUAAUGAUAAGCAAACACGACGAUGCUGGUGAAAUUCAACACCCAUGUGGGUGUUCGACUGUGGCCGCUCUAUUCCUGAGUCUAAUUUCCCACUGAGGGGUUAUUUUAGGAAACUGUGUCACAUUGGGGAACUGGUUUGGGAAGUUCAGUCCAGCAAAGUCAGAACAGUUACAGCAAAGGAGUUCAGGCUGAGUGGAGCUCAUGGAUGAAUGAAUCUAGUCUGGGUUUUCUUUUUUUCUUUUUUCCUUUUUUUUUAAAGACAGAGGGGCGGUCUGUCGGGAAGUUACUCAAGCGCUGCUUUUCAGGUGUUUCCAGGCAAAGUGUCAACGGAACGCUGCCACAUUUCUGAGCGGGGAGCACAGGACAGAGAGGCUGAGACGAAAAGACUUUGAAUAGUCAGCACUUAUCAAGGUGUCGUGUGGCCGGGGGGCUCAGCAGGAUGGAAAUACAUACAUGUUUUCGGUACUAUUUCCAGCACCCGUGGUCGCGUCUCAUCGUGGCCUACCUCGUCACCUUCUUCAACUUCCUCAUCUUCGCGGAGGACCCCAUCUCUCACAGUCAGACAGAGGCCCACAUGAUUGUAGUUGGCAACUGCUUCUCCUUCCUGUUCAACAAGUACCCCGGCCUCGGAUGGAACAUCCUGAAAGUAGUGUGCUGGAUCCUCGCCAUCAUCUGUGGCCUGCUAGCCGGGAAGUUUAUAUUCCACCGCCAGCUAUUUGGUCGAUACCUGCGCCUGAAAAUGUUCCGCGAGGAUCAUGGCUCCUGGAUGACCAUGUUCUUCAGCAUCAUCCUCUUCCUCUUCAUCUUCUCACACAUCUACAACCUUAUCCUGCUGAUCGCUGGGCGCAUGGAACCUCACAUGGUGACAGAGUACAUGGGCAUCAGGAAUGAAAGCUUCAUGAAGAUUGCUGCAGUGGGAACCUGGAUGGGAGACUUUGUCACUGCUUGGAUGGUGACAGACAUGAUGCUCCAGGAUCAACACUACCCAGACUGGGGCAAAGCAGCCAGAAGGUUCUGGAAACAAGGCAACAACAGGAUCGUUCUCUUCUGGACAGUGCUCAUCUCUCUGACGUCGGUGGUGGUUCUGGUCAUCAGCACGGACUGGAUCAGCUGGGACAACCUGAACCGCGGCUUCCUGCCCAGUGACGAGGUCUCCCGAGCCUUCCUGGCCUCCUUCAUCCUGGUCUUCGACCUUCUCAUUGUCAUGCAGGACUGGGAGUUCCCUCACUUCAUGGGCGACCUGGAUAUGAAUCUACCAGGAAUGUCAACGACGCAUGUGAAGGUCAAGCUGCCUGUCUGCAAGAGUAUCUUUAAAGAGGAGUACCACAUCCACAUCACAGGUAAGUGGUUCAACUAUGGAAUCAUCUUCCUUGUGCUGAUUUUGGACCUCAACAUGUGGAAGAACCAGAUUUUCUACAAGCCCUACGAGUACGGUCAGUAUGUCGGGCCCGGUGAGAAGAUCUUCACAGUGGAGGAGCCAGAAACACUCGUCCAGUUCAACCACAGCACCCUCACCUACAGGUGGCGCUCGUCCACCAUCAAUCCCAGCACCAACCUGACCUACGUGGAGCGGGACAUGUUCCUCCACAGCCGCUACGUCGGAGCCAGCCUGGACAUCAAGUGCCUGGCCUUCAUCCCAAGUCUGGCUGCAUUCGUCCUCUUCGGCUUCUUCAUCUGGUUGUUUGGGCGAUUUCAGGACAGCGAGACCUUCACCGAAAACCAAGACAAGACGUACGAGAGGAUAAAGAGGAAGUCGCCAUCUGAGUACAGCAAGGAGAUGGGCGUGACGCCAGAGGAGAUGCAUUUGACAAUGUGUGACAGUCUCAAACGAUCUGGAAACCCCAUGCUUCUCUCAGUGGAUGGACCACAGUUUGGUGCGACGCCCUCUUCAAACUCCACCAUUUCUAUGGAAACCCAAGAGACACAUCCGAGCAUUGUGAUUGACAGUGCACCACAGGAGGAGGAACCAGCAGUCUCUUAUGAUGUCAACAAGCUCUCUCCUUGAACCAAACGAACAUCUGAACCUCAAAAAAAAAAAAAACUGCACACAAGUUGAAGAUGUCCAGAUCUUGAGGAGUGGCUUUUCCUCUGAAAACUGUUCUUGAGAUUGAGGAAAGGACAAAAUGAUCUGUCUCGAUGCUCAAGGAGGCCUGAUGGCUUUUACAGUUGAAUUUGUUCGAAUAUAUUUUUGUAAAACUAUAUUUUCAAAAGCCUCUUAAACGGCACCAGUUCUAAUAAUUAACACAUCUUUGAGAACAGAAUGCACACUUGUAAUUGACAUUGUGCUCGCUCUGAUUUUGCAUUUUCAUAUCUCAAUUUUGUCAUGGUAAACUAUACAACUUUGGUGCAUAUAUAGAGGAGUUUUUCUACAGUUGUCACACUGCGGUUUGGUGGUUUUUAUCAUAUCAAACCAGUGUGACAGCUACAUGAGUGCCUUUGUUUUUCACAUGUUCAGAUACAGAACUGUCUAUUAUUAUUAUUAUAGGCGACAACAUGGAAGAUGUCCUAGUCAUUGUUACCUGUAAUAAUGUCUUAUAAAAGCUUUCAUAUCAUGCAGAUGGUUAUUACCUCAUUUUAUCCCCAGACUUUAUGAAUUUUGGUUUAUUCUGUAGUUGCUUGAAUUUUAAUGCAUAAUUCCUCUCGCUUUGAAACUAAUUUCAAGAUCAAAUGCUGGCUGAUGACCUACUGGUUUUCACCCACUUGAUUUUCGGAAAUAAUAAAUGAAAUCAGCAGUGGAUCAAAUAGCAAACCAACAAGCCACCUCGUGAUUGCUCAUGUGGCGGCUGCACCUUGACUGAAUAGCAAACCGAGUCAGGAGGUUGGUUUUGCCCUUGGCAUAAACAUACCAUUGAAGUGCAGGGGAGGCUCCUGCUCCAAAGCUCAGGGCUCCUUUGUGUCUAGAUAAACCUUAAAAAAGUUUCAGACGCACUUUUGAAGUCAUGGUAAAUGCAUGAAAAAAAUAUUUAUUUAUUUAAAAUGUUAUCUACUGUUAAAAGAAACAUGAUUUCGGUUGCAACUGAAAACUGCAGCAUUUAUCUUUCCAAUGGCUUUGAAGGUUUCCACUGCCUUUUUACAUAAUUCCAUAUGUUUGGCAGACUCUUCAAAAACAAUAUCUGAAGUUUUUAGUCCAAACUUGGAUGACCUUCAGUUCUCUUUCACAGAGUGCAGAUACUAACUUCAGUAUAUUUAUGCAGUACUAAUAGUAUUUUUUUUCAUAUAAGUUUGUCAUAUGGCAGUGAUUUGUUUGCAUAGAUAUUUAACCAAAGAUACCAAGUCAUUCAGUACUUUUCACUAAACAAUAUGCUACUUUUAGAACAGAUAUAUUCACCACACAAAGACUUGAACAAUAUUAUGCAUCACUCUGUAAUAUAAUGGACUGUAAUCUACUGUACUAAUGUCUUUGGAAUCCCCCUCCCCCUCCCCACCUUCAAAAGUAACCUUUUUUUUUUGCUCCCUGAAUUCUAAAAUUCUUGCAGAUGUUUGUUUAACCUGAUGUGCAUUCAAAGUAUUGUAGCCCAAGUUGUACCAGUGUUGAGUUAUAACCAAAUUAUGAAUUGAUUCAUUUUAAAAUUAAUUUUAAAUGCUGGAAUUAAAUUUUAAACAUUUAUAUUUAAAUACCGAAGUAAAAUAAUAACAAGUAAAAUAUUAUAAAAAAUGUUAAUUAAUGAUUCAUAUCUUAAUUCAGUCUUCUGAAGACACAUUAAUUAUAGAAUUUAAACUUGAAGUGAGUCUUUUCAUUUUAUUCUGGAACAUGUCCGCCUGUCAUAAUGCAUCUCUCAGUUUUUUUGCUUCAUUUUUUGUAUAUGCAGUUUUCAUUUCAUGAUGGCUUUAAUGUAAAGAGGUUUCUCUUCAACUUGUGUGAACAUGUUUUUUUGUGUUGUAAUAAAAACUGCAGCAGGUAGGGUUUUCAUUGGCAAGCUGCUGUCUAUUGUUUGGAGGCCUGGCCAAUCAGAUCUCCUACCGCCUGUAGGUGGGAUUACAUUUUGAAGUGAUUAGUCACCUAAAUAUCUCUAAAUUAAAGAGAGAUGUUUAUAUCCAAGCAAAAACGUAGUGUAAGCAUCAAAUAUUUAACAGAAUACAUCGUAAAAAAGAAUUUAGAAAAAAAUAUAAAAUAAAUAUUAAUUGGUAAUAAUUUAAUGAGUUUAAAUGUAACUUUAUUCAAUUCAUAGUUGUUGUUUUUUAUAAUGGAAUAAUUUAUAAUUAUAAUUUAUGAUUAUAAUAUAUGUGGCGUUUCUAUAUUUAAUAUCCAGUUGCCCACUACUGACUCCUUACAGGAUCUCCCUGUGUGUGUGUGUGUGUGCCUUGUGGAGGCAAAGGUAUCCAUUUGUGUCUACUGUAUAUAUGAAGGAUGUUUUAUACCUACUGGUGCAUGUUGUGUGUGUAUAAAUGUGUGUGUCUGCGUGCAUGUGUUCACUGAAAGCUCGUAAAGUGUGUAGGUGUUUGCUGCCACAUUUGUUUUUGACAAAGGCCAUUCUGUGAAGAGGUCAAUUUAUUAAGCAUAAUAGCUUAGCAGCGUUUUGUUCUGUAAUGAUCCUUUUAUACAGUUUCGCUCCGAGGACAUUUGAUAUUAGUGUCUCAUAAAAGGGCAGUACCUCUUUGGACUUUAAAGGAGGUCUAAUAUGUUUGGAAUUUAUUGUGUUUGUGUCAAAUUUGAGUGUUUCCUCUUUAUUGUUCAUAAUAUUUGUAUUUAUUUCUGUCACAAGACAGACACUUUAAUCCAGUUCCUGGGUGUUUGUGCUUUAUUAAAGGAGAGUACAUCUCCUGUCAGUGUUUUCUCAGUGUACUGUUUGUCUGUUUUACCUUCUUUUACCAAUAAAUUAUUACAUUUCUGAUAUA
Messenger RNA from Labrus bergylta (ballan wrasse), 4979 nucleotides. RefSeq names its product transmembrane protein 117 (gene tmem117). Gene Ontology annotation, biological process: intrinsic apoptotic signaling pathway in response to endoplasmic reticulum stress. The record is from RefSeq and is a predicted model, not a curated record. Lineage: Eukaryota; Metazoa; Chordata; Actinopteri; Labriformes; Labridae.